CCUACUUCACAGAUUCGCACACAGAGUUAGAUCCUGCAGAAUGUGACAUGAAAGGCGAUAUGCGGAUUCCAGGUGCCCACUUUACAAUUUCCUUGCACUGCGGCGAUGUUCGUCGCUCUCCUGGGCUCCCACCUGCCAUAGCCAUGUGAUCCGUGGAAUUGACCCCCUGUCGCAGACUGACACUGUUGUUACUGUCAAGACUGCCAACUUGUGCCUCAACCCAUGAACACACUUUGUACAACCCAUAGAAUAGUUGCACUUUACUUGGAGAUUGAAUGUGCGAAGCUUGAGAUCUACACAUUAGUCGACGACGGCGAGUCGAUUUUGAUGUCCAAGUUACCGCGUGAUGAUUUGUCUUUGACUUGUGGAGCUUUGAUUUGGGAAGGGAAGAUGCUGGGUUGCAACGCCAAGCUUCGUGACUGAACCAUAAACGCUUGAGGUUGUGUGUUCGAUGUUCGAACACCAGAGCUGAUGCUUCACAUGUGAGCCCUAACCUCGGAGAAUCUGUUCACAGUUGGAGGGGGAGCAGUAUAGAGUUUGGACUGAAUGGGUUAUUCAUGCUUCAGCGUAUGAGGUGCUGAGCGUUGUUCUAGGAUUUAGGGGUUGGAUUUCUCGAGUUUCGGCAUUCGGGCUGAGUUUUGUGUGCCAACGAGAGGACCCGGCUUUGCUCAAUGAUGUCGGGUGAACGGGGACGAUUGAUGGCCAAUGUGCGGCAGAGGUAUAGCUUCGCUCCGGACUAUGGAGUAGAGCUGGGCUUAGGGGCAGCCCCAACGUCUCUCCCCGCAAAUGAACCUGCCCCAUUGCGCCGCACGGCUGAAAAUCUCUUGUGGCUUGCUGCCGCAGUGUUUGCCAUCUACUACGGCGAUUCGAGGCACCAUCUCUUCCAUGUCUUGUUCUACGACACUCGCAUUCGGAGGUUUCCAUUCCAAUUGGGCUUGCUAGGCCUCGCUAUAAACACGGCAAUCUUCACCUACUUGGCAAUCUGGUUGCGGCAUAUCCUCAAAACUGAGGAUAAGUGGGAGCUGAUCGCACCUGCCGCAAUUCCUACUGCGACUCUAGUUGGUUUAACAUCAUUCUUGCUGUUUUCAAUUGCGCUUUGGCCAAUUUGGGGCUUCUUGACCCUGCCACUGCUGUUCACGCUGUUUAUGGCUUUGGUUGUAAUCUCACCCUACCUUCCACCGUAUGGAUAUGCGGAGUCGCUACGGUCGGACUAAAUCUUGAGAGUUGUUUUGGCUGCAAACUAUGUGCCAGCGUAGGUCAAAUUUAAGAUUCUGCCGCUGUUUGCUCAGCCCGUCGCCUUUUUUGCGGUGCGUUGAAUACACUAUGGGUAUACUGGCUGCCCUUUCAUCAGUCUCAAGUGUACAGGGAAUCUGUGCUUGUUCACAGUAGCUUAGUAAUAACUACCAAUACUUCUACAUUACCAAUUGCUACAGUUGUGUCGGUUUUUAUUGUCUGUAUGGGUUAUUUAAUUCUUUUACAGGAGCGUGGAAUUCGAGCAGCUUCUUGCUGGUGUUCGACACAGGGCACAGCUUAGAUUUGCCAGUGUUGAACUUCUCCAUAACACGAUUGAUGCUCUGAAAGAUUCCUCGAACUGAUCUAGUUCACGUGAUAUUGAAAAUAAGUUACUGCUUCUAGGAUAUGACUUUGGGCAAGCUUUGAACGCCAAAGAAACAUUGACUA
Messenger RNA from Physcomitrium patens, 1680 nucleotides. RefSeq lists its product as uncharacterized. Lineage: Eukaryota; Viridiplantae; Streptophyta; Bryopsida; Funariales; Funariaceae. The record is from RefSeq and is a predicted model, not a curated record.